AACAGGACCAGGCCUGAAAACAUUCACUCAGACUUCUUUGCUUUAAUCCCUGCCCACAAGUUAAACAGGAAGCCCGGUGGAGUUCCCCUUUAACUUGGGGGCUUAGUUUGGAGUUGAGACCCUCCUAUUUGGAGAUGAAGCAGCCUGCAUGAAAACAUCCGUGGCAGCUCCUUAGCUUGGUUUUCACAGCGCUCUCCUUCUUGAUCCUCGUUUUGGGGCUGUGCUGUCCUUCUGUGUGUCUCUGUGAAAGCCUGUCUCUACAGAGAGCUCAGCUGGAGACGUUCCUCGCCGGGUUUACUCUGCUCUCGAUCACGGAGCGGAUUCAGAAAAAGACUGAAGGACAAACGGAGAGAAAAUCCUCGAGGCUCCGUCAAACACAGGAGCAGAGAGCAGCAUCUCCAGUGUCCAGCUGUGUGUGGAGAGUAAAACCUUAGUGAUGGAGCUUCAUCAUUCCAGCAGUGGAGGAAGAACCUCUGAUUCAAAAGUGAAGCGUGCAGGACCUCAAGAACCCAGCUGUGUCUGAGAAGAGUGACCAGUCCGUGGAGAACUCUCCUGAUUUCAGCAGAGGAGGAGGAGAACCCAGCUGUGUGUCGAUGAAGAGUGACCGGUCCAUGGAGAACUCUCCUGAUUUCAGCAGUGGAGGAGGAGAACCCAGCUGUGUGUCUGAGAAGAGUGACUGGUCCAUGAUGUUUCCAGCACCGUCCAGUGGAGGGAGAGGAUCCUCUGACUCAGGGCAGCACUCCACACAAACAGCACUGCAGAUAAACACUCUGGCAGAUAUUCACCAGCCAGUGGAUGAUGUUCUACACAGAGUCUUAGAGAGACACAAAACCAGCAUGAAGAACAAGUACGAGAGCCUAUUUGAGGGAAUCAGAACAGAAGAGAAUAAAACCCUCCUGAACAGGAUUUACACUCAGCUCUACAUCAUAGAGGGAGAGAGUGAAGGAGUGAAUGAAGAACAUGAGGUUCUACAGAUGGAGAAAACACCCAGGAGACGCUUACAAGACUCUCCAAUCAACUGCUUAGACAUCUUUAAACCUCUACAAGGUCCUGAAGGAGAAACACGAGAAGAGACCAUUAGAGCUGUGAAGGCUGACAGACUCAGACACAGAGAAAGAGAAGAUAACAGACCAGAAGAGCCAGAGCUCAGAGCUGUUCUGACUAAAGGCAUUGCUGGAAUUGGAAAAACAGUCUCUGUGCAGAAGUUCAUUCUGGACUGGGCUGAAGGAAAAGCCAAUCAGGAUGUGGAGCUCAUGUUUGUGCUUCCAUUCCGGGAGCUGAACCUGAUUAAAGAUGAUCAAUACAGUCUUCAUGGACUUCUGUGUGACUUCCAUCCUGAGCUCAAAGAUCUGGACCCAACGAUUUAUGAUCAGAUCAAAGCUGUGUUUAUAUUUGAUGGUCUGGAUGAAAGCAGAAUUCCACUGAACUUUGAACAGUGUGGGAAAGUAUCUGACAUCACCAUGACAUCAUCAGUGGAUGUGUUGAUGACCAACCUCAUCAAAGGAGAUCUGCUUCCCUCUGCUCUGAUCUGGAUCACCUCCCGACCAGCAGCAGCCAAUCAGAUCCCUCCUCAAUACAUCAACCGUGUGACAGAAAUUCAGGGAUUCAGUGACCCACAGAAGGAGGAGUACUUCAGGAAGAGGAUCAGUGAUGAAGACCAAGCCCAGAGAAUCAUCUCCCACAUUAAGACAGUGAGGAGCCUCCACAUCAUGUGCCACAUUCCAGUCUUCUGCUGGAUCUCAGCCACUGUUCUUCAGCAGAUCAUGAAACAGCGUCAUACAGAAAUCCCUAAAAUUCUGACUGAAAUGUACUCACACUUCCUGAUCACUCAGACCAACAUGAAGAACGAGAAGUAUGAGGAGAAAGACGAGAGAGACCCAAAGAACCUGCUGGAGUCCAACAGAACCGUUCUUCUGAAACUGGCUGAACUGGCUUUCAAACAGCUGAUGAAGGGCAAUGUGAUGUUCUAUGAAGAGGACCUGAGAGAGAGCAGCAUUGAUGUCACUGAGGCCUCAGUGUAUUCUGGGAUUUUCACUGAGAUCUUUAGGGAGGAAUGUGUGCUUCACCAGAGGAAGGUCUACUGCUUUGUUCAUCUGAGCUUUCAGGAGUUCCUGGCUGCUGUUUAUGUGUUUCACUGGUUUGAUAUCAACAAAGAAGAACUGCAGUGUUUUAUGCCAGUACAGUACAGUGAGUGGUCUGAGGAUGAUCCACUGUACAGUGAGUGGUCUGAGGAUGUUCCUCUGGAUGAGGUGCUGAAGGCAGCAGUGAAUAAAGCAGUAAAGAGUCCGAAUGGACACCUGGAUCUUUUCCUCCGUUUCCUGCUGGGCAUCUCACUGGAGUCCAAUCAGAGAUGCCUCCAGGGUCUACUGACCCCAACACAGAGCAGCUCAGAGAGAACCAGAGAGCACAUCAAGAGCUUAAUCAAAGGAGAUAAUUAUCGCAUCUCCACUAAGAGAUCAAUCAACCUGUUCCUCUGUCUGUCUGAGAUGAAUGACCAGUCUCUCUCCAGAGAGAUUCAGAAGUAUCUAAACUCAGAGAGACACUCAGAGGAGACUCUCUCUCCUGGACAGUGUUCAGCACUAGCCUAUAUGCUCCUGACCUCAGAGGAGGUUCUGGAUGAGCUGGACCUGAAGAAAUACAGCACAUCAGAGGAGGGUUACAGGAGACUGAUCCCAGCUCUGACUGUCUGCAGAAAAGCUCGACUAAAUGGCUCUUAUAUCACCAAGAACUUCUGUGAAACACUCUGUUUAACUCUACAAUCAGUGAACUCCUCUCUGAAAGAUCUGGACCUCAGUAACAAUGACAUGCAGAAUUCAGGAGUGGAGCUGCUCUCUGCUGGACUGAAGAACUCACACUGUAAACUGGAGAUACUCAGACUAGUCAGGUGUAGUCUCACCACAAACUCCUGUGAAAAACUAUCAUCAGCUUUACAAUCAGCAAACUCUUCUCUAAAAGAGCUUGACCUCAGUAACAAUGACCUUCAGGAUUCAGGAGUGGAGCUGCUCUGUGCUGGACUAAAGAACUCACACUGUAAACUGGAGAUACUCAGACUUGUCAGGUGCAGUUUCACCACAAACUCCUGUGAAAAACUAUCAUCAGCUUUACAAUCAGCAAACUCUUCUCUAAAAGAGCUUGACCUCAGUAACAAUGACCUUCAGGAUUCAGGAGUGGAGCUGCUCUGUACUGGACUAAAGAAUUCGCACUGUAAACUGGAGAUACUCAGACUUGUCAGGUGCAGUUUCACCACAAACUCCUGUGAAAAACUAUCAUCAGCUUUACAAUCAGCAAACUCUUCUCUAAAAGAGCUUGACCUCAGUAACAAUGACCUUCAGGAUUCAGGAGUGGAGCUGCUCUGUGCUGGACUAAAGAACUCGCACUGUAAAAUGGAGGUAUUCAGACUAAAUGGCUCUUAUAUCACCAAGAACUUCUGUGAAACACUCUGUUUAACUCUACAAUCAGUGAACUCCUCUCUGAAAGAGCUGGAUCUCAGUAACAAUGACCUGCAGAAUUCAGGAGUGGAGCUGCUCUCUGCUGGACUGAAGAACUCGCACUGUAAACUAGAGAUACUCAGACUAGCCAGCUGUAGUCUUACCACAUACUCCUGUGAAGAACUAUCAUCAGCUCUACAAUCAGCAAACUCUUCUCAGAAAGAGCUGGACCUCAGCAACAAUGACUUGAAAGAUUCAGGUGUGGAGCUGCUCUCUGCUGGUCUGAAGAACUCAAACUGUAAACUGGAGAUGCUCAGAUUGUCUGGUUGUAUGGUUACAAGUGAAGGCUGUUAUUCUCUGGCUUCAGCUCUGAAAUCAAACCCCUCCCACCUGAGAGAACUGGAUCUGACCUAUAAUCACCCAGGAGAGUCUGGAGUGAAGCUGCUGUCUGAUCUACUGGAGGAUCCACACUGUAAACUGGAGAAACUACAGGUGGAUCAUGGAGGGAAGAUCAGGAUAAAACCAGGACUGAAGAAAUAUGCUGUUAAUCUCACUCUGGAUCCAAACACAGUGAACAGAAAUCUUUCUCUGUCUGAGAGGAACAGAAAGGUAGAGACUAAGUGGAAGGAUCAGUCGUAUCCAGAUCAUCCAGACAGAUUUGAUUCCUGGCCACAGGUUCUGAGUGUGGAGAGUCUGACUGGACGCUGUUACUGGGAGGUUCAGUGGAGUGGAAAUAUAGCUGUUCUAUCAGUAUCAUCCAGACGAAUCGGGAGGAAAGGAAGCAGUGAUGACUGUGUGUUUGCACGCAACAACCUCUCCUGGACUCUGAAUUGUGUUGGUAACAGUUACUCUUUCUGGCACAAAAGUCAGAAAACUGACCUACCUGCCCCCCCCUCCCCCUCUAACAGAGUAGGAGUGUAUCUGGACUGGGAGUCCGGCACUGUGUCUUUCUACUCCGUCUCCCCUAAAACGCACACGCUGACCCACUUACACACACUCUUCACCACAUUCACUGAACCGCUUUACACUGGAUUCUUUAUUUAUGAACACGUCUCAAUGAGUCUGUGUGAAAUAGAAUAGCCUCGACACAGAGGGAGAGUGAGAAAGACAGAGAGAGAGAGAUUUCCCUCAAACAGCUGGUCCUGACACUGAGUUCACUAACACCCACUAAUACUGUUAUCCAUCAGGACCAGCCUGCAGUACAAACAAUUAGACCAAGUCAAAUUAUAACAUUUUAAAACCAAACGGCAUCAUCUAUUGGAAGACACAAACACACACAGCAAAUUGCAGUGCUAUCUGGCCCUAAACCGGACUCUGAGAAUGUGUUAAUUGUUUAUUACCGUUAAUUGUUUUAAUUUGCUCUGUAUGAAACAGCAGAAUAGGCAGGAGUUGUGGUCAGACACCUAAAUUUUAAAAAAUUAGCUACUUGCUGCUGUUGAACAGUUAAUAUUUACAAAAAGUAAACUUUUAUCCAAAACUCUCUGAGGGGGAAAAAAAACAGUCAACCCUUUCUCCACAUCAAACAUGGUUCAUUAAUAUCUUAGCUGCCAUUUUUUUUAAAACAAAUACUGUUUUAUGUGUUUUGAAUGUUUACAAAUAGGACAUACACAUCAAUACAUACAUCAAAUUUAAAUCUACAUACACCACACACCAUUGUGGAUAACCUGCAUCAACCAAACAAAAAAUUAUAUGCACAACUAUAUAAUAUAUUUACAGUUAAAUACAGUCAUUCACUAGCAUUCAAACUAUUUCCACAGCUAUAUACAAUACUACAGUAAUUACUUUAAUCAAUUAAUUUGAAAUUAAUUUGUGUAAAUAUUUAUAUACCCAUGGGCCAGCCAAUUCAUUAA
Messenger RNA from Colossoma macropomum (tambaqui), 5278 nucleotides. Its product is annotated as NACHT, LRR and PYD domains-containing protein 12-like. Gene Ontology annotation, molecular function: protein binding. The transcript is spliced from 13 exons. The record is from RefSeq and is a predicted model, not a curated record. Lineage: Eukaryota; Metazoa; Chordata; Actinopteri; Characiformes; Serrasalmidae. Bases 594 to 4508 code for a protein of 1304 amino acids.